CCGCCGCCGGAGCAGCCCGAGCCGCGCGGGCCGAGCGCGCAGAGCCGCCCUCGCCUCCCGGCUGCUACGGCCGCCAGCCCGGCAGAGGAGGAGCCGUCCGCGCUCCGAACCCUCGGUCAGUCCCGGAGCUCGGCACCGCACACCAGGGUACCAUGGUCUGCAAGAUUCUCUUCGCUCUCUGCAUCUUCACGGCAGGAUUGAGGGUACAGAGCCUGCCUGCGUCAUCCCCCUUGCCUGUUUCUCUUCCGGCAACCACUCUCCCUUCCACGGCCAUCUGGACAAGCUCUCCACAGAGCCCUCCUGCCUCCCUGACCAGUGGCACUCCCAGCAACUCAGUCUUCCCAGCCACAGCCUCCGCGCCAGCACCUCUGCUCCCCAAGAACAUUUCCACAGAGCCCAGAGAAGAGGAGACGACGAGCAGCCUGGCCUCCCCCCGGGAAGGCACGAACACAGACCCCUCACCAGCCGGCGGUGGGGUGCACUUAACAGCCACACCCUCAGAACACAACUCAGGCACUCCCGAGGGGGCAAGCGCGCCCCCCACAGGGUCCCAGCCCCCCUCGGCGGCCCCCACUGAGUCUCCCACCCUCACCUCCCCUCAGGCUCCAGCCUCAUCACCCCCACGCCUAUCAACCUCACCCCCGGAGGUUUCUUCUGCCUCCUCCGCCAGCACCAAUCACAGCUCUGCUGAGACCAGCACCAAGCCCACAGGAGCCCCAACCCCACCGGAGUCCCCAGCAGAAGAGCACAGUUCUGCCCACACACCCACUUCACAUGCCACAGCCCAGCCGCUGCCCACGGAGACAGCACCCCAAGCCACAGUGCCGGCAAAAGUGACCUGUGUGAUGAUGGACAUGGAGACCACUGCCUCCCCUGGGGUGAGCAUGCAGGAAGUGGAGCAUGCGCUAAGUUCAGGGAGCAUCGCCGCCAUUACAGUGACGGUCAUUGCCGUGGUGUUGUUGGUGUUUGGAGUCGCAGCAUAUCUGAAGAUCAGGCAUUCCUCCUACGGAAGGCUUUUGGAUGAUCAUGACUACGGAUCCUGGGGAAACUACAACAAUCCUCUGUACGACGACUCCUAACGAAGGAACGUGGCCGGGACGAGGAAGAACUGUUGUUUAUUUAUAAAGUGCUUUCCAGUAGAAUUAAUACAAGUACCUGAUAUGCAUUGAGCGACAAUCUCUUAA
Molecule: messenger RNA, 1184 nt
Organism: Zalophus californianus (California sea lion)
Lineage: Eukaryota; Metazoa; Chordata; Mammalia; Carnivora; Otariidae
Gene: PARM1
Product: prostate androgen-regulated mucin-like protein 1
Exons: 4
Coding region: 153-1079 (308 amino acids)
Cellular component (GO): Golgi apparatus; early endosome; plasma membrane
Source: RefSeq, a predicted model, not a curated record